Molecule: messenger RNA, 1997 nt
Organism: Drosophila suzukii
Lineage: Eukaryota; Metazoa; Arthropoda; Insecta; Diptera; Drosophilidae
Source: RefSeq, a predicted model, not a curated record
CUAUUUCGAGCUUGGAUCACUGCGGCGAAAACAAAUAUUGAACAAGUUCCAGGGGCCAAGUAUGCUACCCUUGGUGGGCAAUGCUCAUCAGAUGGGAAGUACUCCCACAGGUAAAUGCAAUCUCAGUGCUUCUAUUGAAUCUGGAGAUCAAAGUCCCCAUUAUAAACUACCGCACCUUGGGUGUCUAUCACAUAGCAAUUGUGUAUAAUGAUAUCACAGGGACUUUGAUCUUAUUGUGGCAAAAUUAGUGUGAUUUUAAGAAACCUAAACGACAUAUAGUGCGCUGAGAUUAGCUACUGCUAUCACGUGCAAAAAGUUUUUAAUUAUACACUGGGAAAAGUAGCCAGCUUGUGCUUUAAUUAGCAUGACUGCUCCCAACUGAUGUUUAUAAGUUUCAAUGGUCGUUACAUCUCUACUGCUUAGAGAUUUUGAACAGAUUCUUUGGCUGGUGGCAUGAGUACGAGAAGGAUAACUUUCGUUACUGGAUAGGCUUCUACUCGAAUAUUAUGGUCACUAGCCCUAAGUACAUGGAGUUUUUACACAGUUUAUACUUAGCAGUCAGACCUUGAUAUCCAAGUCCGACGUUUAUGAUCUCACUCAUCCCUGGCUGGGUCUGGGACUUCUGACCAGUACUGGCAGCAAAUGGCACAAGCACCGCAAGAUGAUCACGCCGGCCUUCCACUUCAACAUCCUGCAGGACUUCCACGAUGUGAUGAACGAGAACUCCAGCAAGUUCAUAGAUAAGCUAAAAAAGGCGGCAGACGGGGACAACAUCUUCGACUUCCAGGAGGAAGCUCACUAUCUGACCUUAGAUGUUAUUUGCGACACAGCCAUGGGGGUGUCCAUCAAUGCCAUGGAGAACCGAAGUUCUUCAGUUGUUCAAGCCUUUAAAGAUAUUACCUACAUGAUCAAGAUGAGAGCAUUUAAUCCUUGGAAACGUAAUGAAUUUCUCUUUCGCUUUGCACCUGAGUAUCCAGCCUACAGGAGGACUCUUAAAACCCUCCAGGACUUUACCAAUGAGAUAAUAGCAAAGCGAAUUGAAGCUCGAAACGCGGGUGCUGAGUCAAUCAGCCAGGAAGAUGAGUUCUCCCGCAAGAAGAUGUCCUUUUUGGAUACUCUUCUCUCAUCCACUGUAGACGGUCGUCCUCUAACUUCCCAAGAGCUUUACGAAGAAGUAUCCACCUUUAUGUUCGAGGGCCAUGACACCACCACAUCUGGAGUUGGCUUUGCAGUCUACCUGCUCUCCAGACAUCAAGAUGAACAGAAAAAAUUAUUUGGCGAACAGUGCGAUGUGAUGGGGGACUUGGGAAUUGGUCGGGAUGCCACCUUUCAGGAAAUCUCCCAAAUGAAGUACUUGGAUUUGUUUAUAAAGGAGGCCCAGCGUCUUUAUCCGAGCGUACCUUUUAUUGGUCGCUACACGGAGAAAGAUUACAUAAUUGAUGGCGAUCUAGUGCCGAAGGGCACCACUUUGAACUUGGGCCUUCUUAUGUUGGGAUACAACGAUCGUGUGUUCAAGGAUCCUCAUAAAUUCCGACCAGAUCGGUUUGACCUGGAGAAACCUGGACCCUUUGAAUACGUACCUUUUAGUGCCGGUCCACGAAACUGCAUUGGACAGAAGUUCGCUCUGCUGGAGAUCAAGACUAUGGUGUCCAAGAUCAUUCGGAACUUCAAGGUGCUGCCUGCUCUGGAUGAGCUCGUCUCUAAGGACGGCUGUGUAAGUACGACCCUGGGCCUUCCUCCGGCGGAGAAGAAGAAGCGCGAUGCUCAGAUCCAUAAAUAUGAUCCGGUUUUAUCGGCUGCCAUGACCUUGAAGUCUGAGAAUGGCCUGCAUCUGCGCAUGACACCGAGGCUUUAAAUGUGAUAGUUUGAUAAAAGUAAAAAGGCCUACUUUUAGGCCUUCAACUUUUCUCAAUAGUAUAAAGUAGAUGUUUAGUUUACAUUUUACGAAACGUCGCUUCUUUAUUGUCCCUUAUUGGAAUAAAAUUAUCUUAAACUGC